Messenger RNA from Kluyveromyces marxianus DMKU3-1042, 1080 nucleotides. RefSeq names its product SDR family oxidoreductase (gene GRE2). NCBI's taxonomy places the organism in Eukaryota, Fungi, Ascomycota, Saccharomycetes, Saccharomycetales, Saccharomycetaceae. The record is from RefSeq and is a predicted model, not a curated record. Bases 1 to 1080 code for a protein of 359 amino acids. The transcript has a single exon. Gene Ontology annotation, molecular function: oxidoreductase activity, acting on the CH-OH group of donors, NAD or NADP as acceptor.
AUGAGUGACAAGGUUUUGUUGACAGGAUCUUCAGGGUUCAUUGCUUUGCACAUUUUGGAUCAACUUUUGAGCGCUGGUUACGAAGUUGUUGGAACUGUUCGUUCUGAGUCAAAAGCAGAACCUAUCAAAAAGGAAUUGGCUAGAGAUCACCCAAACGCCAAGUACACAUUCGAGAUUGUUCCUGAUAUCUCAGCACCAAAUGCGUUUGACCAUGUGUUUCAAAAACAUACUGAUUUGAAGUACGUUUUGCACACUGCCUCUCCAUUCUCGUUCGGUCUAGACAAGACCAAUGAGGAAAACUACUUGAUUCCAGCAACUCACGGUACCAAGUCUGCUCUUGAAGGUGUGCAAAAGUAUGGUAAGAAUGUCGAACACGUCGUCAUUACAUCCUCUUUUGCAGCAAUCGUCCAUAGAGAAAAGGGUGGUGAUCCAACCUUUAUCCACACCGAAAAGACCUGGAACCCAGUUACUUGGGAGCAAGCACGCGAAGAUGCCAUUACUUCAUAUGUUGCCUCCAAGAAAUUGGCCGAGGAAUUGGCUUGGAACUUCGUCAAGGAACACAAUUCCACUUUCAAGUUGACCACCGUCAACCCUCCAUACGUUUUCGGUCCUCAAAGAUACUCCUUCGGUUUGGCAAGAGCUUCCCUAAAUACCUCUGCUGACUUUGUUAACAAGGCUUUGAAAACUACUCCAGAUUUUGAAGGCCCAUUCGACCAACCAAGUGGUUUGUCCUGUGACGUCCGUGACGUUGCAAAGCUUCAUAUUCUGCCCUUGGGUAAGCCAGAAUUCAAUGGUCAAAGAUUGUUCCCAGUUAGCGGAACGGGCUACGGCUUGGACAACUACGAAGAUGGUAAGUUUAACUUCGAGAGGAUCUUGCGUACUUUGAAUGAAAAGAUCCCAGAAUUGAAAGGUAAGAUCUCCCCAGGUGGUAUCAAAGACAACAGCGUUGAAAUGGCAAAGAAUACCUACUACAAUAACAGUAUCACAACCAACUUGACCAAACUAAAGUUCUACACUUUUGAUCAAACUGUUGUCGAUGCCGCUAAGCAAAUUUUGGACUUUGAAGCUUCCCAAAAAUAG